This is a messenger RNA of Arctia plantaginis, 2763 nucleotides long. The record is from the annotation of a GenBank genome assembly. NCBI's taxonomy places the organism in Eukaryota, Metazoa, Arthropoda, Insecta, Lepidoptera, Erebidae.
AUGAACAUGGUGGUGUCUCGCCAUGCAGCGCGCGGGUGGGAGAAGGGCCUGUGCGCCAUGAGCCACACUCCUAUAGGCGGCCACCCGCAAGGUUGGGAGCACAAGCUUGCUGAGAGGUCGUCGCUGCCGCCAGCUUCGGGGGAGGAGAAGAGCAAAUCUCAGUCCAAACAUGUGUUCACACAACCGCAUCUGUCCAAAGUUGGCAUGGCGUGGCGCGAGCAGACGGAAGGCUCGUCGGGAAGCUCGGCGCGCUCGCCCGCCUCGCCGCCGUACAUGCGCUGGGCCCGCAGCCUCCACGAGUUGCUCGAGGAUGCGGAGGGAGUGCGUCUGUUCCGCAAGUACGUGGGCGGCGCGGGCGGUCUGCACGUGGACCGACUCAACUUUUACUUCGCGGUGCAGGGCCUGCGUCAGGAGAGCGACCCCUCCAAGAUACGACAGGUCGUCUCCGCUAUUUACAAAUUCCUGCGCAAGUCUCAGCUAGCGAUGCCCGAAGAGUUAAAGGCGCAGGUGAAGCAGAGCCUGAAGGAUGGCUCUAACAUUGAGAAGACUAUAUUCGACAAUAUGGAGCAGGAGGUGACGCGCGCCAUAACGGAGUCGACGUACCAAUCGUUCCUGCGCUCGGAGGCCUACGUGUCGUACGUCAGCGCCGCCACGCAGCCGCUCUCCUCGCCCGACACCGACCCGCCGCAUCUUGUCCGAGAGAUGGCGACGGGCGGGCUGGCGACGCUGCACGAGGGGCAGGAGCUGGCGGCGGGCGGCGCCCCUCCCCCGCGCCUCACGCACGACGCGCUGCUGGCCACGCAGUCGCGCCGCCUGCACUCCGACGUCGCUCCACAUCGCAAGCGCUCAGUAUACAGCGCGCACGUGUCGUACGGCGGGUACUGCCCCGCCUCGCGCCAGGACUCCGAGCGCGCCUCGCUCAGCUCGGGCCGCACCGACAGCGACGCCGUCUCGCUCUCCGGCAGUAGUGUCGAUGGGAUGUCGGUUCGGGGCGUCCGCGAAUCCCGCGAGUCAAGACACCGGCCGCGGUUGCACGGACUCGACCGGCACGCCGUUAUCAACAAGGAACAGGAUACUGCCAUGGUGAUCCCGCGCACGGCGCGCGUGCAGUCGGAGCAGCUGCGCGUGCUGCCGCCCAGCGAGUUCGCGCCGCUGCUCAUCGAGAAGCUGGAGCGCGUGCGGCGCGACCAGGACGCCAAGGACCGCCUCGAGAAGAGGCUCGCCGAGGGUGAUGGCGAAGAGGUGCAGUCAAGUCAGGCGUUACCACCGCAGUUGGUGGCGGCAGCUAUACGUGAGAAGUUACAACUGGACGACGACAACGAUCAAGACAUCCUAGAUCAGCACGUGUCGCGCGUGUGGUCGGAGCGCACGCCCGGCGCGUCCCCCCCUGGAGGGCGGCGCGCGCGGCCCCGCCACGCGCCCGCCUCGCACGCGCCGCACGCCUCGCGCCGCGCGCCCUCCGCGCUGUCGGCCGACUCGGGCCACUACGACGCGCCGCCCGACUCGCUGCACCACCCGCACUCGCUCACUCGCAGCCACGCGCCCUCCGCGCUGUCGGCCGACUCGGGCCACUACGACGCGCCGCCCGACUCGCUGCACCACCCGCACUCGCUCACUCGCAGCCACGCGCCCUCCGCGCUGUCGGCCGACUCGGGCCACUACGACGCGCCGCCCGACUCGCUGCACCACCCGCACUCGCUCACUCGCAGCCACGCGCCCUCCGCGCUGUCGGCCGACUCGGGCCACUACGACGCGCCGCCCGACUCGCUGCACCACCCGCACUCGCUCACUCGCAGCCACGCGGCCCUCCGCGCUGUCGGCCGACUCGGGCCACUACGACGCGCCGCCCGACUCGCUGCACCACCCGCACUCGCUCACUCGCAGGUAUGUCACUGUAUAGCCACGCGGCCUCCGCGCUGUCGGCCGACUCGGGCCACUACGACGCGCCGCCCGACUCGCUGCACCACCCGCACUCGCUCACUCGCAGGUAUGUCACUGUAUAGCCACGCGGCCUCCGCGCUGUCGGCCGACUCGGGCCACUACGACGCGCCGCCCGACUCGCUGCACCACCCGCACUCGCUCACUCGCAGCCACGCGCCCUCCGCGCUGUCGGCCGACUCGGGCCACUACGACGCGCCGCCCGACUCGCUGCACCACCCGCACUCGCUCACUCGCAGCCACGCGCCCUCCGCGCUGUCGGCCGACUCGGGCCACUACGACGCGCCGCCCGACUCGCUGCACCACCCGCACUCGCUCACUCGCAGAUCAUUCUCGAAGAAGACCGUGACGGAGUUGACGGACAGCGGCGUGUCGGUGGUGAGCGAGGGCGUGGGCGUGGAGCCGCGCAUCCUGCUGUGGAUGGCGGAGGGCGAGCGCCUCGAGCGCCGCGCCCUCCGCGACCUCUCGCGCGGCUCCUCCGCCGACCGCGACGAGCACCGCCGCAAGGACAAGCAGCAGCCCAGGACGCGUGGCAGUGGCAGUAAGUCGAGCAGUACCAGCGGCGGAGGUGCGGUGGAGACCCACACAGUUGUGGUGGUGACGUUCCUGGACGAGAAUGUGCCCUACAGGUUCAAGGUACCCGCCUCGCCCCUCACGCUCAAAACCUUCAAGGAAUAUUUGCCGAGGAAGGGCAACUAUAGAUACUUCUUUAAAACAAACUGUGCCGAUUUGGACACGGUUAUCCAAGAAGAGGUGAGCUGCGAUUCAGAGACGCUUCCAAUGUUCGAGGGGAAGGUCAUGGCGCGCGUCAAGAGCAUCGACUAA